This is a messenger RNA of Nicotiana tabacum (common tobacco), 1355 nucleotides long. RefSeq lists its product as uncharacterized. Gene Ontology annotation, cellular component: nucleus. Lineage: Eukaryota; Viridiplantae; Streptophyta; Magnoliopsida; Solanales; Solanaceae. Gene Ontology annotation, molecular function: protein heterodimerization activity; RNA polymerase II general transcription initiation factor activity; core promoter sequence-specific DNA binding. The record is from RefSeq and is a predicted model, not a curated record.
CCUGUACGACAAGUCUGAAAAAUUCCCUUUUCUUUUCAAUUGAAAAAUACCUUCGAUUUGCCCUCUCUCUCUCUCUCACUCGCAAUGAUUGCGUUCUUCUGAUUCUUCCCAAUUUCACAAAUUUACUUCUCUUAAGAUUCUCUAAUUUAUUUUAUUAUCCCUCAGAUUCUCCCAAUUUCUGAAUGUCCAGAAUCUGAUUUUUGUCAUGAGGAAAAAACUCGACACUCGCUUCCCUGCGGCCCGGAUCAAGAAGAUUAUGCAAGCUGAUGAGGAUGUUGGUAAGAUUGCAAUGGCAGUGCCUGUUCUAGUGUCAAAAGCCUUGGAGUUAUUCUUACAAGACCUUUGUGAUCGGACAUAUGACAUAACUCUUAGAAGAGGAGCAAAGACUGUUAAUUCACUGCAUUUAAAGCAUUGUGUACAAAGCUACAACGUGUUUGACUUUCUUCGGGAAGUUGUCAGCAAGGUUCCUGAUUAUGGCCAUUCUGAUGCUGCUGGUGAAAUGCCAAAAAGAAGGAAAGUUGCAAUGGAAGAACAUCAUGACAGUGAGGAUGAGUUCAAAAGGAGCAGGACGGAGACGUGUCAUGCUAGCAGUAGUGGUAGGGGAAGAGGUAGGGGUAGAGGAAGAGGUCGUGGCCGGGGACGUGCUGAUAGGGAGCUCUCGCGGCCUGAUAUGCAGCUUGAAUCCUGCACAUCUGUUCAGCAGAGUGGUUUGCAGAAUCCAAACCCUGGAACUCACACAGAAAACUGCACUGAACCGAAGGGAUCACCUAAACAGGAUUCCAGUGCUUGUGACAGGGAAAGUUCAGUUGUAACAACUCCUGAUCUGAAGGUCAACGUAGAUGAAAGCGUUGAUAAAUCAGCUGCACCAGAUAUAGCAGCCUGCAAUCCAUCGCCAAGGCCUGCCAAUGAGAAAGUGGAGGAAGGCCCCCAAUGGUCUCUCGAGAUGGAGAGAAUGGUUAUCGACCCUGUCCAUAUGUCACAACUUAAUUCAAGUUUGGCGGAGGAGGAAGAAGAUUAUGAUGAAGAGUAGACAGAUAAAAUAACAAACAAAUGGUCUAUUCAGCAUAUGCUAUUUAUUUGGUAGCAAGUUCCUAUGGGCCCUAACAUAAAGGACAUGAAUCCCUCUGCCUCCCUUUGUGAUUUGUUGCAGUAUAUGUAUUUCUUAGUUGUCUUUGUGACUCCAGUCUUGUAAUGGUCUCUAACCGUUUCCUCUUUCCAGUAGAAAUAAGUAGGAAAUGCGUGUUGCUCUCCAACCAGCACUCCAUGUACCAGUUACUGUAUGAAAUAGCGAGGGAUAACUAGUUUGUAUCUUUAUUCGAUUUACAUAAUAUUAGUCCUUGACUUCUGCUGAAAAA